Mercurialis annua (annual mercury) is the source of this 489-nucleotide messenger RNA. RefSeq lists its product as uncharacterized. The record is from RefSeq and is a predicted model, not a curated record. NCBI's taxonomy places the organism in Eukaryota, Viridiplantae, Streptophyta, Magnoliopsida, Malpighiales, Euphorbiaceae. The coding region runs from base 1 to 489 and encodes 162 amino acids. The transcript has a single exon. Gene Ontology annotation, molecular function: enzyme inhibitor activity.
AUGGCCAGAAUAAAUUUAAAAUUCUCAUUCUCUACAAUUCUUCUUACAAUAGCCAUAGCUAUUUCAGCCUGCAGCAAACAAACCACGGCAAUCGAAUUAUGUUCGGGCGCAAGCGAUCCUCGGCUCUGCGAGUCACUCGUAAAAGGAAUGAGCGACGCAAUAGAAGCUACGGAAUCCAUUAUUAACAAAUUAAUUAAAGAAAUCGAAGGAGCGAAAAAGAAGGCGGGCAAAAAAGGUGGCACAAAUGAAAAUGUGGAGCUAUGUUUGAAGGAUUAUGAUGAUUCAAUUUCUGAUCUUAAAGAAGCUCUUAAACAUAUUAAGGAUGGUGAUAAGGCGAGCGCUCAGACAAAGCUUUCCGGUGUAAUAUCUUCAAUGGAGGCAUGUCAGGAUGCUUAUUCUGAGGAAGAUUCAGUUUCUCCGUUCACUAAGAAGAAUAAUCUUUUUAAAUUUACUGCAGAUACUUGCUUAUCUAUUUAUGAAAAAGCAUAA